AUACGCCUGCACAGAGGAGGCCAGCAGCACCAUACUAGAUCCCGUCCUACGAGCGAGCGAGCGAGCGGCUGAUCAAUCCUGUCAAGAUGCAGAUCUUCGUCAAGACCCUGACCGGAAAGACCAUCACGCUGGAGGUCGAGAGCAGCGACACCAUCGACAACAUCAAGGCCAAAAUCCAGGACAGGGAAGGCAUCCCUCCGGACCAGCAGCGCCUCAUCUUCGCGGGGAAGCAGCUUGAGGACGGGCGCACCCUGGCGGACUACAAUAUCCAGAAGGAGUCGACGCUGCACCUGGUGCUUCGCCUCCGCGGCGGAAGCAGGGGCCACUACAUCAUCAAGGAGCCCAGCCUGCUGCAGCUCGCGCUCAAGUACAACGAGAAGAAGAUGGUCUGCCGCAAGUGCUAUGCACGCCUUCCCUUCAGGGCUACCAACUGCCGCAAGAAGAAGUGCGGCCACACCGACCAGAUCAGGCUGAAGAAGAAGUUUAUCAACCAACUGUCUAUGUGAAGAUGUAUCGGUUGGAAACACAAGGGGGAGUCGUCGUCAUCGUGGUCCGCGCGCGGCCGAACAAGUUCUUCUGAUUCCGAGUCUGUUUUUUCCCUUAAUCAUCAAGUUCUAACUAGCACACAUGCAUGGUUCUGGAUGUGGGUCUAUUGAAACUCUAUCAGUACUGGAGUAGUUGUUAUUUUGUUUCGAAAACCCCUUUACCACUUUUUACCACUUCUUAUGAAUAUGAAUUGUGAAGGGAUCGACCAUGGAGUUUUAAGGGAUCUAUGGCCCCAACUUUUUAUGUGUCUGACAUGUCUACAGAUAUUGUGUCUGUGUUCA
This is a messenger RNA of Brachypodium distachyon (stiff brome), 827 nucleotides long. RefSeq names its product ubiquitin. The record is from RefSeq and is a predicted model, not a curated record. Gene Ontology annotation, cellular component: nucleus; ribosome; cytoplasm. The transcript has 2 exons. Lineage: Eukaryota; Viridiplantae; Streptophyta; Magnoliopsida; Poales; Poaceae. Gene Ontology annotation, molecular function: structural constituent of ribosome; ubiquitin protein ligase binding; protein tag activity. Gene Ontology annotation, biological process: translation; protein ubiquitination; modification-dependent protein catabolic process. The coding region runs from base 87 to 506 and encodes 139 amino acids.